ACCUCCUCCAACCACAUUAGUCUCAUCAUCUUCCUCCCCCGUCAAUCCAGUAAAGCAACCUUCACUCUCUCGCUCUCUCCCCUCUCUUUCUCUGCAUUUUUCGCGUUCACACACUCACUCACUCAAAACUUUGCAGUAUACAUUGAAGCAUCGCAGUCGCACUGUCUCCUCCGUCCAUUUCCCCUCUCUACAUUUCUCUCUCUCUAUGCCCCAACGUUUAGGGCUCGAUCGCGUUCAGAUCUGAGGCGAACCUGACCAGAUCCGAGCGGCAAUGGAGGAAGCAUUGGAGCUGGCGCGCGCCAAGGACACGAAGGAGCGGAUGGCCGGCGUGGAGCGGCUGCACGAGGUGCUCGAGGGCUCGCGGAAGAGCUUGAGUUCGGCGGAGACGACGGCGCUCGUGGACUGCUGCUUGGAUCUCCUCAAGGACAAUAACUUCAGAGUCUCGCAGGGGGCUCUGCAGGCUUUGGACUCCGCUGCCGUGCUCUCCGGCGACCACCUCAAGCUCCACUUCAACGCACUCGUCCCCGCCGUUGUCGACCGCCUUGGCGACGCCAAGCAGCCUGUCCGCGACGCUGCCAGGCGCCUCCUGCUCACUCUCAUGCAGGUUUCAUCUCCAACUAUCAUUGUUGAAAGAGCUGGGUCGUAUGCUUGGACACACAAAAGCUGGAGGGUUAGAGAAGAGUUUGUACGUACUGUCACAUCAGCAAUUGGUCUUUUUGCAUCUACCGAGCUUCCUCUGCAGCGGGCUAUUCUUCCCCCGAUUUUGCAGAUGCUUAAUGAUUCCAAUCCCGGUGUUAGAGAAGCGGCUAUAUUGUGUAUUGAGGAGAUGUAUGCACAGGCUGGGACUCAAUUCCGUGAUGAACUUCAGCGCCACCAUCUUCCAACAUCCAUGGUGAAAGAUAUCAAUGCCAGGCUAGAGAGGAUAGAACCACAAGUUCGCUCUUCAGAUGGACUUGCAGGUAAUUUUGCUGCUGGAGAGAUUAAAGCCGCAAGCCUUAAUCACAAGAGAAGUAGUCCAAAGGCCAAGAGUUCAUCUAGGGAGAUGUCUCUUUUUGGAGCAGAAGGAGAUAUCACAGAAAAACCUAUAGAACCUAUUAAAGUAUACUCAGAGAAGGAGCUAAUACGCGAAAUUGAGAAGAUUGCUUCUAUCCUUGUACCAGAAAAAGAUUGGUCUAUCAGGAUUUCUGCAAUGCAGAAAGUUGAAGGCCUUGUUUCUGGAGGUGCUGCUGACUAUCCGUGUUUCCGGGGACUCUUGAAGCAACUUGUUGGCCCUCUAAGCACACAAUUAUCUGAUCGGAGGUCUAGCAUAGUGAAGCAGGCGUGCCAUCUAUUAUGCUUUUUGUCAAAGGAGCUGUUGGCAGAUUUUGAGGCAUGUGCAGAGACGUUCAUUCCAGUGCUUUUCAAGCUGGUUGUGAUCACUGUACUUGUAAUUGCAGAAUCUGCAGAUAACUGCAUAAAAACGAUGUUGCGUAACUGCAAAGUUCCCCGUGUGCUCCCUCGUAUUGCCGAUUCUGCAAAAAAUGACCGCAGUGCAAUACUCCGUGCAAGGUGUUGUGAAUAUGCACUAUUGAUAUUGGAACAUUGGCCUGAUGCGCCUGAAAUACAGCGAUCGGCAGAUCUUUAUGAAGAUUUUAUAAGAUGUUGUGUUGCAGAUGCAAUGAGUGAGGUACGAUCAACUGCAAGAAUGUGCUAUAGAAUGUUUGCAAAAACUUGGCCAGAGCGUUCCCGGCGGUUAUUUUCAUCCUUUGAUCCUGUUAUUCAAAGGAUAAUAAAUGAAGAGGAUGGAGGCAUACAUAGGCGACAUGCUUCUCCUUCCAUCCGUGAUAGAGGUGCACCGACUUCAUUUACCUCUCAAUCAUCUGCUCCCUCAAAUCUAUCUGGAUAUGGAACAUCUGCUAUUGUUGCAAUGGACAGAAGUUCAAGUUUACAGUCAGGGACAUCACUGUCUUCUGGACUACUACUGUCACAAGCAAAGUCACGUAGUAAAGUUACUGAACGUAGUCUUGAAAGUGUGUUGCAUUCUAGCAAACAGAAGGUCACUGCAAUUGAAAGCAUGCUCAGAGGUUUGGACUUGUCAGACAAACAUAAUUCUUCAAUGCUCCGAUCAUCUAGUUUGGAUCUAGGAGUUGACCCUCCAUCAUCUCGUGAUCCACCAUUCCCUCCUGCUGUCACAGCUUCUAAUCACCUGGCAAGCACUUUAAUGGCUGAAUCAACUGCCUCUAGUAUCAGUAAAGGUAGUAACCGAAAUGGUGGCUUAGUUUUUUCUGACAUCAUCACCCAGAUUCAAGCUUCCAAAGAUUCUGGUAAAUUGUUGUCUCAAAGUAAUGUGGCAUCUGAGCCAUUGCCAGCAUUUUCAUCAUACUCAGCUAGGAGGGCUUCUGAAGAGAUUAAUGACAUGAGGGAGGCUAGGCGACUUAUGAACCCCAACAUUGAUAGGCAUUAUGUUGAUACGCCUUACAGAGAUGGAAACUUCAGGGAAUCACAGAACAGUCACAUUCCCAAUUUUCAGAGGCCGCUUUUAAGAAAGAAUGUUGCUGGACGGAUGUCUGCAGGCAGGAGAAAGAGUUUCGAUGACAACCAGCUGUCACUUGGGGAGAUGUCAAAUUAUGUAGAUGGUCCGGCAUCACUUAGUGAUGCUCUGAGUGAGGGACUCAGUACAAGUUCUGACUGGUCUGCUAGGGUUGCAGCUUUCAAUUAUCUUCGUUCUUUGCUGCAGCAAGGCCCAAAAGGUAUUCAAGAAGUAAUCCAGAAUUUUGAGAAGGUAAUGAAGCUGUUUUUCCAGCACUUGGAUGAUCCCCACCAUAAAGUUGCACAAGCUGCUCUCUCAACACUUGCAGAUAUUAUUCCAUCUUGCCGAAAGCCGUUUGAGAGUUACGUAGAAAGGAUGUUACCCCAUGUUUUCUCACGGUUAAUUGACCCAAAGGAGUUAGUUAGGCAACCAUGUGCUACAACCUUGGAAAUUGUAAGCAAAACUUACAGUAUUGAUUCUCUCUUACCUGCUUUGCUCCGCUCACUGGAUGAACAGCGAUCACCAAAGGCCAAAUUAGCUGUUAUUGAUUUUGCUAUCAGUUCCUUUAACAAGCAUGCAAUGAAUCCUGAAGGCUAUGCCAAUAGUGGUAUUCUUAAGUUAUGGCUUGCUAAAUUGACUCCUUUGGCCCACGAUAAAAAUACUAAGCUGAAGGAAGCAGCUGUUACGUGCAUUAUAUCUGUUUACUCCUACUUUGAUUCAACAGCCGUCCUGAAUUUUAUUCUUAGUUUAUCAGUUGAAGAACAAAAUUCCUUGAGACGAGCCCUUAAACAAUAUACUCCUCGCAUUGAAGUGGACCUAAUGAACUUUUUGCAGAACAAGAAAGAGCGACGACCGAAGUCUUCUUAUGAUCCAUCUGAUAUUGUUGGAACAUCUUCUGAAGAAGGAUAUAUUGGUGCAUCAAAGAAGAGUAAUUUCUAUGGAAGGUAUUCUGCUGGUUCCAUUGAUAGUGAUGGUGGGAGGAAGUGGAGUUCUACCGGAAAUAUUGGCCAAGCAGCUUCUGAUGAAACUCGGGAAAACUUGUAUCAGAAUUUUGAUACUGGUUCUAAUGCUGAUGGUCUUUCUUCCAAAACCAAGGAUAUGUCUUACACGGUCAAUUCUGCAGGUCAGAACUUGUGGUCUAGCCGGCUAGAAAAUGUUAACAAUGAUGUAAAUGGGGAAGGUUUGUCUACUCCUCAUCUGGACGUUAAUGGUCUGAUGAGGUCAGACCAGUUGGCGGUUGUAGAAGUCUUGGCCCAUGCUAAUGAAGCUCCGACUGAGUUGGACCUUAAUCAGUAUAAACCGAAAGCUGUAAAUAUUAUUGCUAUGCCUGAUGCAGGACCAAGCAUUCCUCAAAUUCUCCAUCUGAUAAGCAACGGGAACAAUGAGAGCCCUACUGCAAGUAAGCGCGGUGCACUUCAGCAGUUACUCGAAGCUUCCAUGGCUAAUGAUCACUCUAUUUGGUCUAAGUACUUCAAUCAAAUUCUGACAGUUGUACUUGAGGUGUUGGAUGAUUCUGAUUCCUCUAUUCGGGAACUUGCUCUUUCAUUGAUUAUUGAAAUGCUUAAGAACCAGAAAGAUGCAAUGGAAGAUUCCGUUGAGUUAGUGAUUGAGAAGCUGCUUCAUGUUGCUCAGGCUAUUGUUCCCAAAGUUUCAAAUGAAGCAGAGCACUGCCUGACUAUUGUUUUGUCUCAGUAUGAUCCUUUCAGAUGUCUAAGUGUUAUCGUGCCUUUAUUGGUUACCGAAGAUGAGAAAACUCUUGUUACUUGCAUAAACUGUUUGACCAAGCUCGUGGGUCGGCUGUCUCAGGAGGAACUGAUGGUUCAGCUACCCUCCUUUUUGCCUGCUCUUUUUGAAGCAUUUGGAAAUCCAAGUGCGGAUGUUCGUAAGACUGUUGUUUUCUGUCUAGUGGAUAUUUAUAUCAUGCUUGGAAAAGCAUUCUUGCCAUACUUGGAGGGGCUUAACAGCACACAACUGCGGUUGGUCACGAUAUAUGCUAAUCGAAUCUCACAGGCUAGGACAGGCACUUCAGUAGAUGCUGACCAUGAUUAGCCAGUUUGAUUCUCUGAAGGAUGAUGUUGUUGGUAUUGGGUGUUGUCUUAUUCAUUGUUGUGUAUUUUGUAUAUGUGUGAAGCAUUGCAGAGGCGGGUUUUCUUUUAUUUUUUCUAUUUUUUUAUUAUAUAUUUUCCUUUUCUUGUUUAUUUGUUUGGGUGGUUUUCUAUUGAAUUUGUACUAUUGUGCAGCUAUUGUAAUAUACAUUUUUAGAACAC
Messenger RNA from Corylus avellana, 4776 nucleotides. RefSeq names its product CLIP-associated protein (gene CLASP). The record is from RefSeq and is a predicted model, not a curated record. NCBI's taxonomy places the organism in Eukaryota, Viridiplantae, Streptophyta, Magnoliopsida, Fagales, Betulaceae. Gene Ontology annotation, cellular component: cytoplasmic microtubule. Gene Ontology annotation, molecular function: microtubule binding. Gene Ontology annotation, biological process: microtubule cytoskeleton organization.